This is a messenger RNA of Aspergillus glaucus CBS 516.65, 912 nucleotides long. RefSeq lists its product as uncharacterized. Bases 115 to 525 code for a protein of 136 amino acids. The record is from RefSeq and is a predicted model, not a curated record. The transcript is spliced from 3 exons. Lineage: Eukaryota; Fungi; Ascomycota; Eurotiomycetes; Eurotiales; Aspergillaceae.
GCGCGUUCAACUUCGCGACUCUUGAUCAUAUGGAAUUACUCUAAUUCCUACUGACAGACCUCCAAUACCUCACUGGUAUCGCGGUUAAGCUCUUGUGUUCGUGUCCAUUGCGCCAUGUUCGAGCGUCGCGCUGCUGACCGAUACCACCUCCGCCUACACCGCGCUCGUUCCGUUGCGCUGACCUCCGAUGAGAUUGUUGAAGUCCGCGCAGCCCAACGUACCUUUGAAGGGGCCUACGUUCGCACCGCCCUGUCCCAAUUCUCCUUCGCCCUCGUCGUGCUCAAAAUCUUCAGUCGCGAGUUCUACAGUAUCGGUGCCUUGUUUGCGGUCUACGGCACGGGUGUGCUCAUAAUCGGUCUCUUCCGUCGUCAGCAGGGAAACAAACAGUUCUUCUCAGAGGUGGGAGAGGAUGGCGUCCACCGUCACAAGUUUCGGACUAGUGGAAAUGCCGUGGUGGUUUUGACGGUGCUGAGUAUCGCAGCGUAUGCGGUUCUUAUCGCUCUCACGUUGAAAUUAAGUCGCUAGCCGGAGACUUCUUUCGAUACUCUUUUGUUCUACACAGCAAUGACCUCCCUGCGUAACUGCCAAGUGCCAAGAAUUCCGCAGUGAUACGACUCGCCCGCCAGCUGAAGAUAAGAACAAGAAACCGGAGCGGAGGGAGGAUGGACAGAGUGACAACACUGCAGUGAUGAUGGCAGCUUACAGCUUACGACCUUGGCAUACCGUUCAAGGGCAGACUAGGAGAAGAGGGAGGGAAAGGUUGCACGAAUGAGCUGAGUACGCGCAGUCAUUUCUAUCUCGGCGUCUUCUGUCUGACACGACGUGUACAGCGGGAGGUGCUAGGCGGAAUCUUAGGACUCCGAGCUUCAAGGGAUACCCAGAUACAUCCCAAGCUCCUGCGCUCCAAAUGAA